Molecule: messenger RNA, 609 nt
Organism: Acanthosepion pharaonis
Lineage: Eukaryota; Metazoa; Mollusca; Cephalopoda; Sepiida; Sepiidae
Source: the annotation of a GenBank genome assembly
AUGUAUAGUGGAGCAUGUGUCUACGAGUUGAUAUCUAUCUAUCUAUCUAUCUAUCUAUCUAUCUAUCUAUCUAUCUAUCUCUCUCUCUCUCUCUCUCUCUCUAUAUAUAUAUAUAUAUAUAUAUAUAUAUAUAUAUAUAUAUAUUUAUCUCACUCUGUUCAUAUCUAUCUAUGUCUGUUCAUAUUUAUCUUUUGUUCAUAUCUAUGUAAUUAUGUUCAUAUCUAUCUAUCUAUCUAUCUAUCUAUCUAUCUAUCUAUCUAUCUAUCUAUCUAUCUCAGUCUAUUCAUAUCUAAGUCUGUUCGUAUCUAUAUAUCUAUGUUUAUAUCUAUCAAUCGAUUUAUGCCUAUUCUUUAUCUAUCUAUCUAUCUAUCUAUCUAUCUCAGUCUAUUCAUAUCUAAGUCUGUUCGUAUCUAUAUAUCUAUGUUUAUAUCUAUCAAUCGAUUUAUGCCUAUUCUUUAUCUAUCUAUCUAUCUAUCUAUCUAUCUAUCUAUCUAUCUAUCUAUCUCAGUCUAUUCAUAUCUAAGUCUGUUCGUAUCUAUAUAUCUAUGUUUAUAUCUAUCAAUCGAUUUACGUCUGUUCUUAUCUAUCUAUCUAUCUAUCGUACCAUAA